This is a messenger RNA of Monascus purpureus, 1502 nucleotides long. The record is from the annotation of a GenBank genome assembly. Lineage: Eukaryota; Fungi; Ascomycota; Eurotiomycetes; Eurotiales; Aspergillaceae.
GGAACUUCGACCUUCAUCUACUCCGGCCGCAUCUUCCCAUACUAAUAUUCCCCGCAGAGCUGUCUUUGUGUGUUCCAGCUCGAAUCCAAGCCGCUCUGAUUUCCACCUUUUCGUGAUAUUUAUCGCGUGCCAUCCCUUUUCUCAGUCCUGUAGGUGACGGCCGCUUUCAGACGAUUCCCCAACCUCAUCCCGAAGUAACAGUUUAAGACGCUGUCUUCGGACGAGCUUGAAGCAAAAAUGACCUCCCGAAUCGAGAAGACGAUUGCUCGACAGAGAGAGAAGAUAUCCUCCGGAGCUUAUUACGAAGCCCACCAGCAAUUACGUGUUAUCGCUGUGCGGUAUAUCAAACAAGCGAACUACGAUGCAGCAGCCGAUAUACUGGCUGGCGGUGCAACCGAACUUUUGAGAGCAGGAUCCCAGCAGGGAGCCUCCGCCAGCGGUGGAGAUCUGGCAAUUAUGCUGGUGUCAGAGGUGUACAGUAAGGCUGGCUGGGAGAUUUCCGGCGAUGACGAUACGCAAGGGAGAGCUCGGAAGAAGCGUCUAAUUGAGCUUCUGCAUGAAUUCCCACCCGAUGAGCCAACGAGAAAGAGGUUUAUCCAGGAAAUAAUCGGCUGGAGCGGACGAUUCGGGCCGUUGGAGCGAGGAGACCCUGACUUACACCAUGCUGUUGGAUCGGUGUAUGCUGAAGAGAAUGAGCCGUACGAGGCUGAAAAGCAUCUCGUCCUCGGUACAUUAGGAUCAGCUGAGACCUUAGCGAAGCUCGAGUAUGAGUGGUACACGAAUGACGAGCCGCGGACAGCUGCCAUCUACGCAUCCCGUGCAGUAUUUCCGUAUCUCCUUAUCGGAAACCUUCGCAGUGCGAACAAAGCUUUGUUGAUAUUUACGUCGCGACUAUCUUUCUCGAACCCCUCGCUUGGCGCACAGGAAGUGAGCAGCGCGAGUUCUGACGUCCGAGUUUUUCCAACAAUACCCUUGUUGAACUUCAUAAGCAUGCUGCUCCUUACAAUCCAACGCGGGAGCGCGGAUCUUUUCAGACAGCUCACCGCACACUAUGCGUCGGACAUCCAAGAAGUUGGCAUAUGGGACGAUGUGCUGGCACAGAUCGGCGAAUUGUAUUUUGGUAUUACUAUCCCGAAACAGACCAACCCACUGCUGGACAUGAUGGGCAGUAUGCUUUUCGGAGGCGGCCCAGGAGGUGCGGGCGGGAGAGGGGCGUUGCAAGGCAGGGGAGCACCGAAACGGGUCGCAGAGCCGCCCACGAACAUCGAGUUGGACUAAGUAGGACUGAUGGCGGUUUUGUAAUUUAGUGGUCCGAAGUUGAUCGUAGUAUUUGGCUGACAUUGACAGAAUGGCCGACUGUCAUGUAUGGGCGGAUGGGUGCACUAGUUCCCAUCGUACAUCCAGUUGUCUUCUUCCAAAGCUGCUACCUUGUCCCGAAGAUUCUGGUGAAUGAGAUUUAAGACCUCUGUUAAGAUUAGCAAUUGACCGUGUACUAAGAGCAG